AAAUCAAUUCUUCACAAAACUUAAAAAAAACUUUACAAACAUUUUAAAUAAAUAAAUAAAGGCAUACAAGGCAAAGUGCUCUGUAUACUCCGCUGUUUAAAAAUCCUCUUCCCAGAUUUAUAAAUAAAUAAUUAUUCCAGACAAUAGCAGAUUGUGACAGUUUGACCUCUUCACCCCACUGAGUAUUUGUUGCAGGCAGGGAUCUGGACACAUUCCCAGUAUUUCUGUGCGUUAAGAUGCAUGUAAUAACCAACAACAACAACAAACAAACAAAAAGACAGAAUAAGAAGAUAGAUAAGCUAUUUAUAUAAAACUAAUGAAUACAAAGGGCGGGGCUUAGUGGCCCAUUAUCUCUGAUUGGUCAUGUAUGAUGGGUCAUUGUUAUAAAUCCCAAACUUGAUAUUCUCACUUUUUGUUUAAAUUUAAUGUAUAGCAAUGUUUUUCAAUCAUUGUUCAGCUAUAUCCACUGCUAAAACAGCAGUUUAUACAGAAUUGCCACGUGAUACUGAAAACAAUAUGUACAAAUGUGAAUGGUUUUCAAUAUAACCAUUAUUAUUCUGGUCUAUUUAAAGAAUUAAUAUUAAAUAUUUUUUACGUUCUUACAUUUGAAUGAGCUCUAUUUGGGACAUGGCUUUCUGAGCCUUCAUGCGACCCCUGGAGGAAGACCACUUUAUGCCUUAUGAUGAGUGCUCGUAGAUUGGGAUGGAUGUAAUGACCUAAUCUUUGGCUUUAGGACCCAGAGGAACCGCUGCUCCGGAUGACUCUCAAUAGCGAGAGCGCGUUUAGAAUGAAAGUGUCUACAUGUGUAAGUUGAUCACAACACUUGUGGAAAGGCGAGGUGUAUAUAGUUGGCCCUCAAUGGACCACAUAACUACCACAUAAGAAUGACAGCGGCACUGUACGGAUUGCAGUGAACACGCCCGCCUGUUGCGCGCGGCUCCGUUAUGAAUAUGGAAGUUAUUCUACAUUGCAUGCGCAUCUGACUGAGGAGUUUUUCUGCAACUUUAUCGUGUGCGAAACUGUUAUUGUGAAGUGCUUUCCAUACAAGUGGAUUAUGGUGCCUUGGUGGCAGACGUUAAAAUGACGGCUUUUGGCGAGCAGUUGGUGCGCUCAGAAUGGCCCGAGAGGAUUCAGUGAAGUGUCUGCGUUGUCUGCUCUACGCUCUCAACUUUCUCUUCUGGCUAAUGGCCCUGUGUGUACUGGGAGUGGCCGCCUGCCUCAGGGAUCAUCUGAACAAUGUGCUCACCUUAACCGCUGACACCAGACUGGAGGAGGCAGCCAUUCUCACAUACUCCCCUGUUGUCCAUCCAAUCGUCAUCGCCGUGUGCUGUUUUCUAAUCAUCGUGGCCAUGGUGGGCUACUGCGGCACGCUCAAGUGCAAUCUGCUCCUACUGUCUUGGUAUUUUGGCAGCCUGAUGGUGAUUUUCUGCGUGGAGCUGGCCAGCGGCGUAUGGACGUACGAUGAGCCUAUGGUACAUAGGUCAGAUAUGAUAAGCCUAAAAUCACGUAUGCCUCAUUUUGGCCUGCAACGCUACCAGUGGCUCACACACGCGUGGAACUCCAUACAAACCGAGUUAAAGUGUUGUGGAGUGAUCUACUUUACUGAUUGGCUGGAGAUGACAGAGAUGGAGUGGCCACCUGACUCCUGUUGCUCCAAUCAGUAUCCAGGGUGUGCCCGCCACGUCCACUACAAUGACCUCAGCGACCUCCACCAGGAGGGCUGCGGUCCCAAGAUCUACAGUUUCAUCCGGGGCACCAAGCAGUUGCAAGUCUUAAGGUUUUUGAGCGUGUCUAUAGGAGUGGCUCAGAUUCUAGCCAUGACAUUGACUGUCACACUUCUGUGGGCUCUUUAUUACGAUCACAAACCACCAGAGGCGGCAUCCCCGGACCCCCAAACCCCCAAUCCUAGAGAGGAGCAGCCAAAGCCCAAUCACUCCCAUCCACGAGUGGCUGAGGCCUGGGCGAACACGCCCCCUAAUGGACACACCCAGAUUGAGAUGGAACAGCUCGCCUAGCAGCCAAUCAGAGCAGAGUACAUUACACUGUUUAGACACUGAACGGAUCAAACAGAAGGGAAUUGGACCCGAGAACGGACCUUAUGGAAUGCUUAAUAGUUCUGUGUGCCGGAUGACACGUCUGAUUGUGUUUGGGGCGAAGGCAUGUUGCCAUUCGUUGCACAAACAACUAAGGGUAUUAUAGAAACCAAUGGCUGUGUCCGAAAUCUAAAAUAGCUGCCUUGUUGACAAGACAGUCAAUGACUUAAAGACACUGUUUACGGUUUAAAGGGAAUGCCACAUGUAUUCAUCAAUGUGUAUUUUCAGUCGAAAUGAAACCACAAAUUGAGGAGAAGAAAAGAACAUUUAUAAAUGUACUUACUCAUGCCAACUGAUCAUUCAGUUGACAUUAUUUUUACCACCAGUGAUCACAUUGCAUGCUCAUCUUCAUGCACAGAACUGUGGGAUAUAACAGACAAUUUAAGGGGUUCUUUGUUUCAGUGCAUAAAUGGAUGACGAAAAUUGACUGAGUUUCUUCCCAAUAAAGUCAUCGCUUCCAUCUCUCUAUGGACCCAAAUCUCAGGAGAAGGUUUGUGAACUAUAAGGGCAUAGUAAAAAGGAUUGCUGAAAGAAUCACAUGUAGCUGCAGAUCACUAAAACAACAAUCGGCUUGGUCACCCACAAACUUGAGACUUAAUGAGUUUUUUUCUGAUGGAAUGCAUUAUAUGGCCAGUUUUGAUCUUGAAGAUACUGGGAAACAUUUCAAAAGGGAAUUCAGUGUUUAAAUUGCCGUUUAAAAAAACUGCGUAAAUGUCACAUUAUUUCUUGGAAAGGGAUGUUUUUCUAUUUUUCAGUGUAAUAAUAUUUUUAAGACAUUAAAUGAAACUUCCGUCAUAUGUCAUUUCAAACAUGUAUGACUUUCUUCUUCUGGGGGUACACAAAAGAAGUUAUUUUUAAGAACGUUGGUAACUAAACAAUAUUGGACCCCAUUGACCUCCAUUUUAAUUCUCAAAAUAUCUUCUUUUGCGUUCCAAGAUGAUGAACUAUCCCUUUAACUGAAUUUCAUAUAACAUUUCCAUUGCAGACACAUGGGUGAAAUUCUUGACCAGCGGCCAAAGUUUUGUCAUAAUACUGCAAUUCAUAAUAUUUCAGUAACAUCAAUUUCAUGCUUAGCAAAAACCGUAUCACUGCAUUUCAAACGGUAUUCAAUGGU
This is a messenger RNA of Triplophysa rosa, 3207 nucleotides long. It is a transcript of the gene tspan12, whose product is annotated as tetraspanin 12. Gene Ontology annotation, cellular component: membrane. The transcript has 8 exons. Lineage: Eukaryota; Metazoa; Chordata; Actinopteri; Cypriniformes; Nemacheilidae. Bases 1116 to 2015 code for a protein of 299 amino acids. The record is from RefSeq and is a predicted model, not a curated record.